Molecule: messenger RNA, 993 nt
Organism: Sparassis crispa
Lineage: Eukaryota; Fungi; Basidiomycota; Agaricomycetes; Polyporales; Sparassidaceae
Product: lipase
Exons: 6
Coding region: 1-993 (330 amino acids)
Biological process (GO): lipid metabolic process
Source: RefSeq, a predicted model, not a curated record
AUGGUAUCUUUCCCCUUCCUUGGCAUUGCUGCCUUAACAGCCCUGCCUGUCACCAAGGCAGUCCCCACUGGUCUCGAUAAUUUGGCCAGGCGUCAGGCGAUCACCGCGCUCUCAGAGAGUCAGAUCAACUACUUCACGCCGUACACUUUGUAUGCUAGUGCAGCCUAUUGCCCUUCUGCCGAGUUGGCAGUAUGGGCUUGCGGAGUGAACUGUCAAGCUAUUCCUCAAUUUGAGCCCGUGGCUGCGGGAGGGGACGGUAACCUCGUCCAGUACUGGUAUGUGGGCUUCGACCCGACACUCGAUAGUGUGAUCGUGGCACACCAAGGGACCGACCCUGCGGCACUUCUCGCCGAUCUCACAGACGUUAACCUCAUCCAGGAGGCGCUGGACCCAACCCUCUUUCCUGGACUGAGCACCGACAUCCUAGUGCACAGCGGAUUCGCCAAUGAACAGUCUCUAACUGCCGCAGACGUUCUGUCUGCCGUGCAGGAGACAAUGGCUAAGUAUGGCGUCAAUCAAGUCACGAUCGUGGGGCAUUCGCUAGGCAAGUUUUCCUCUUUCCUGACUGCGUUCAAUUUAUCUGAUCAAAGUGACACGCAGGAGCGGCAAUCUCCCUUCUCGACGCCGUAUACCUUCCUCUUCAUAUUCCGGACGCGGCGUUCACUUAUAUCGGAUACGGCCUUCCACGAGUGGGUCGGAAAUCAGGCUUUUGCGAAUUAUGUUGACGCAGGACUUACCAACGUGACACACGUCAACGACAAGAAAGACGUCAUCGCCAUCGUGCCGCCCACGUCUCUGGGUUUCAUCCAUCCGUCUGGCGAAGUACAUAUCGAGGAUUGGGGCGAUUGGGAUGCAUGCCCAGGGCAGGAGAAUCCCAGCCCUCUCUGUAUUGUCGGGGAUGUUCCGACUGUUCUGCAAGGUAAUAUCGUCGACCAUCUCGGGCCUUAUAAUGGGAUUUGGAUCGGUUGUGGGGUGCAGACAAUUAUCCCUUGA